Molecule: messenger RNA, 894 nt
Organism: Aspergillus ruber CBS 135680
Lineage: Eukaryota; Fungi; Ascomycota; Eurotiomycetes; Eurotiales; Aspergillaceae
Product: alpha/beta fold hydrolase
Exons: 3
Coding region: 1-894 (297 amino acids)
Molecular function (GO): catalytic activity
Source: RefSeq, a predicted model, not a curated record
AUGCCCAACACCAAAACCGUACACGUUCCUCACCUGGGCGGCAUUGAUGCUGCCUACCAGAUGCCUCACCCAUACGACCCCGCAAAGCCCACCCUUGUGCUGGUCAAUUCAUUCACCACCUCGUCUGAAUUGUAUAGCAAGCAGUAUGCGAAUAAUGAGCUUACCAAUAAAAUGAACCUGGUCGCGAUUGAGCUUCUGGGCCACGGCCAGACGCGCACUAAGCGCGAACACUGGACAUACUGGGAUACGGCAGAGAUGAAUCUCCAGGUCCUGGAUGCCCUGGAUAUCGGGAAAGCUUUUGUGCUGGGAACGAGUCAGGGCGGUUGGGUUACGGUUCGGAUGGCGUUGAUGCGACCGGAAAAGAUUAUCGGUGUCAUCCCACUAGGCACGUCUAUGGACUAUGAGUCUGAACAAACUCGCCAACUUGGCUGCUGGGAUGCUCCCAGUCUCAUCGCUCCAACUAUCGAUGCUUUCACAUCGAAUGAAUCAACUCCGGACUUCGAGCCACCUCUCGCUUACUGCGACAUGCUAGUUAACACUGGCUUUGGCGAGGAUUGUCCGGCGGAGACGCGCGAGUACUGGCGCAAGACCAUCCGUGAGAACUAUCGCGGUAAUGACGGACGGCGCCGGCUUCGCAUGUCGGCGAUCAACUUGAGAGACCGAGACGGGUUGCACUCGAGGUUGUUUGACGUGAGGUGUCCGGUGUUGUGGUUGCAUGGAACGAAAGAUGUGGUCUACUCGCUCACCAAUGCACAAAGGGAGAUUGGGUUGUUCGUGAAUUCUCCAGAUGCGAGGCUCGUGCCGAUUGAUGGAGGUGCUCACUUCCUGAGCGCCUCGAAUCCCGAGGAAGUUGAUACGGAGAUCUUGAAGUUUGUGACGAAGUACAGCCAGUGA